UUGACACCGCUGGAGUAUGGCAGAGAAGACUGACGACAGAGAAGACAGAGAAGAUCUCCAGAUGCAUUACAAAGCCUCAUCUUCAAUCAACUCUGAAUGUCAACCAUCAGCAGUGGAAGAGUAUUCUCUGUGAUGGACAAAGUGGUCAUCUUUCACCCUUCCAGAGAAUGUUAUUUAUCUACAUAUAUUUACAUAUGGAAUCAUAAAUGCAUCUAGGUCCUCCAGAAAUGAAUUGAACACUGCUGGACACUACAUCAAGACUGAACAACGAUGGCUUUACAUUUAUAUUCUCUGCUUUAUGAUGAGACAACUGUGAUCUGAGGAGAGCUUCAGAAAGUGGAGCUCUAACUGAUCUGAAAUUCUGGAAAAGGUCAAAGGUCUUGGGUUAAGCAUGGUGUCAGUGGAGGUCUCUGUGGCUUUCGUGUUGUGCAGUGUGCUGAUGAAAGCCAGGGCUCUGAUUGAUUCUGAUGACGUCAUCACCAGGGAUGAACAGAUCUUUCUUCUGAUUGGUGCACGGGCGAAGUGUGAGAAAAGCAUCCAUGAUCAACUAGAUGUAGUUGAAGAGGGUUACUGUGUUCCUGAGUGGGAUGGGAUCAUUUGCUGGCCUUCAGGAAAACCCAACCAGCUGGUUACAGUCCGGUGUCCUGAGUACAUUUACGAUUUCAACCACAGAGGACAUGCUUAUCGCCAGUGUGAGGCUUCAGGCAAUUGGGAGCAGGUGCAUGCUCUGAACCGGACGUGGGCCAACUACACUGAAUGCACUACUUACCUACAUACAAACCACAGUGCUCAGGAGGUGGUCUUUGAGCGUCUUUACCUGAUGUACACUAUUGGAUAUUCAAUAUCACUGGCAGCAUUACUGGUGGCUGUGUUUAUCCUCUGCUAUUUCAAGCGUCUUCACUGCACUCGUAACUACAUCCACAUCCACCUCUUCACCUCAUUUAUAUGCCGAGCAGUCAGUAUAUUUGUGAAAGAUGCUGUUCUGUAUACUAUAACAGACGAAAGCAAACUAGAGGAUGGGGCGGUUGGACAACGAUCUUAUAUGGUGGGUUGCAAGGUUGCUGUGACGCUCUUCCUGUAUCUCUUGGCAACCAAUCAUUAUUGGAUCCUGGUGGAGGGUCUGUACCUGCACAGCCUAAUCUUCAUGGCCUUCCUGUCUGAUAAGAACUGUCUGUGGGCCUUAACAAUCAUCGGCUGGGGGAUACCGGCUGUGUUUGUAUCCAUAUGGGUCAGUGCUCGAGCGUCUCUGGCAGACACACAGUGCUGGGAUAUAAGUGCAGGCAACCUGAAGUGGAUCUAUCAAGUACCAAUCUUGGCAGCCAUUGUUGUAAACUUCUUCCUCUUCCUCAAUAUCAUCAGGGUUUUGGCAUCUAAGUUGUGGGAAACAAACACAGGAAAACUGGACCCUAGACAGCAAUACAGGAAGCUUUUGAAAUCAACCCUGGUGCUGAUGCCACUGUUUGGAGUUCAUUAUAUGUUGUUCAUGGCUCUUCCAUACACUGACGUCACAGGUCUGCUAUGGCAGAUUCAGAUGCAUUAUGAGAUGCUGUUCAACUCUUCACAGGGUUUCUUUGUGGCUUUUAUUUACUGCUUCUGUAAUGGGGAGGUACAGGCUGAGGUUAAAAAGGCUUGGCUGAGGCGAAGUCUGGCAAUAGAUCUGAAGCAGAAGGCUCGUGUCACCAGUAGCGCCUGCGGUGGGAGCGGCUACUACGGAGGCAUGAUGUCCCACACCACCACGCAGAGUGUUUGCCUUAGUGUCAGUGGUACAAAAGGGACACCUCUGGUGGGAACGGCCCUGGGUUGCAAAGGACUAAAGUGCCCCCCUAUAGGAAAUGCACCCGGCUAUGUUUUCAGUGACACAGAGGCUGUGUUUCUUCCAGUGCAGCAACAUGAGCUGGUACUGAGGCAGGCUGAUGGAAAGGUGAUGUGCAGUCAGACUUGCAGGAAUGGAAAGGAAAGUGACAAUGAUCUUGAGCCAUAUUUUGUAGCAGAUGAGGAAUAUUCUGGGUCUGUGUCUUGGAAAGAGUUGGAGACAAUGCUUUGACUCUUGGACUAUUCAUCCGGUGUAAAUAACAUGAGAAAAUACUGACUGCAUCAUAUUGUUGGAAAGGCAGGCAUUACAAUCACUAUUACAGUACAUAGCAUACACAUAGUUACUUCCUGGCAACUGCACAUCAUCAUGACUGACACUUUUUCAUGGGCAAGCACCAGUAACAUCACUAUUCAUAAGAGCUUUGAAAAAACAAAUAUUUUAAAGGCAGGGAUGUAAUUUGUUUCCAAUCAUAAGUAGAUCAUCUCAAACUAUUCCUGUAAUCUGUCAGCUCUUUCUUUAUCUGCUUCAUCUGUCAGAUAAGGUCAAAUUAUUUUAUAUAAUGUACUGUGGUUAACCUGUAGAUACAGUUUAAAUGGUGUGGAGUUUCUUUAGCUCAUUCAAUCAGUACAUUGUGAUUUCCACUGCUUUACAAACUUCUGAUGUCAUUGGUUUUCAUCUGAUGUUUGUCAGUAACUGUGUUUAGACCAGCCCUGCAAUUUUUUAGUUAGUGUGCAAAAAAACAAACUUACAGUAUAAGCUACUAACCAGCAAGCAAUAGCUAAUUUCACCAUCUAUAGGUUAAGACCCGAUAUAGUCUGGCAAUGAGUAACCCAAAAUAUGACCCAAAAAUUUUGUUUUUGCCAAAAUAUGA
This is a messenger RNA of Paramisgurnus dabryanus, 2684 nucleotides long. RefSeq names its product parathyroid hormone 3 receptor (gene pth3r). Gene Ontology annotation, cellular component: plasma membrane. NCBI's taxonomy places the organism in Eukaryota, Metazoa, Chordata, Actinopteri, Cypriniformes, Cobitidae. The record is from RefSeq and is a predicted model, not a curated record. Gene Ontology annotation, molecular function: G protein-coupled peptide receptor activity; peptide hormone binding; parathyroid hormone receptor activity. Gene Ontology annotation, biological process: adenylate cyclase-modulating G protein-coupled receptor signaling pathway; cell surface receptor signaling pathway.